GCCCAAGCCAUCGUCUAUAGGUGCUGCACUAAACUCAGAUCCGCCAUUCAUGAAGCCACCAUACAUUGGAAGUUCAGCGGCGACCUGGAGGAAAUGAUGACGGCUCUGGAGGAAAUACAGCCGGAUCUGGAUGAAGCUGAGAGGCGGUCGUUGUGGGAGGUGGCUGUGCGGGACUGGCUGAUGCUAGUUAGGAAGGCCGGCUACGACAUCUGGGACAUGGUCGACGAGCUGCAAGACACUUCCCCUGCUGCUCGAACGAUGACUUGGAUCCCCUGCCGCCUUUCGGUUGUACCCAAGAAAGAGAAUUCCAUGCCAAUCAAAAUGAAACAUCUGAAAGAACAACUGAAGACGCUGCAGGAGGAGGCUCUUCGUUUCGGUUUUACGCGAUUGGAUGCCAACGUCCAGCAAGCUAUUAAUGUAGUAGGAGAUAAAGCACCCGAGAUUGAUGAAGCAAAAGUGGUCGGUAGGGAUAGAGAUAAGGAGAGGAUGAUGUCGCUGCUACCAGGGACCGAGCGUGACUUCAGAGAAGGACCCAUCAUUCUUCCCAUCUAUGGGCCUCAAGGCAUAGGCAAGAGAACGUUGGCAGCAAUGAUUUUCAACGAUACCCGAUUCAGUGGCUAUUCACGGGUGUGGAUCCAUGUCUCGCAGGAAUUUGACUUGCGUCAAAUUGGCAACUCAAUAAUUUCUCAAUUAUCAGAACAGAUCAAUCAUGAUCCAAAUGACACGACGUAUAUAGCAGAGUACCUCCACGAGCUGCUCACUGCUGCAAAGGUACUCAUUGUUUUACAUGACCUCUGGGAGGAGGAUGCCAUAGGGCUGCAGAGCUUGAAGCAUAUGUUAAGUGUGGCCGACAAAGGCAGUCAGGUGAUUGUGAUAGUAACAGCAUGCAAGGUAGCCAUCGCAUUGGAAAUAUGUACCACUCGACCAUACAGGCUAGACCGGUUGAGUGAUGAUAUGUGCUGGAGAAUAUUGAAGCAAUCAAGUUACUUUGAAGAUAGAUCCGAGUCCAACAAACAAGUGUUGGAGAACAUAGGACGACAGAUCGCAAGCAUGUGCGGUGGCCUACCGUUAGCAGCUAAAGAAGUCGGCUGCAUGCUGCGGUUCCAAGAUGAUAGAAGAUGGACAGAGGUGAGCAUGCUGCUAAAUGAGCAUGCUGAAAGAUUGAACUGGAAUAGUGGGAGUUUCCAUAGCACGGAUUCUUGUCCUUCUCCUUCACCGCUGGAGCUUUUAGAUUCAACUUUGCCUGUGGGGAUUUCAGAUUCACCUUCAUCCGCAAAGUUCAGCUACAAUUGUACCUUUUUACCCUUGAAGUUCAGAUACAUAAGUAUGCCACCAAAUAUGAGAUUAUGCUUUGCUUAUUUGGCAAUGUUCUCGGAUGAUCCAUUUAUUGUUAAAUAUGACGUGAUUCACCAAUGGAUUGCUCUUGAUCUUAUUGAACCAUCAGACAGAUUCUCUAGCAAGCAACUUGGUGAGCAGUACUUUAGGACGCUUAUAGGCAUGUCAAUCCUUGGAGCCGCAGGGCUGGAUUCAGAUGGUGGAGAGAACGAUAAGGAUGGGUCCGUGUUUUACUGGCAAAUUCCAGCGAACAACUUUGCAUCAUAUAUUAUGGGUGACGAGUUCACCUUUCUGGAUGAUGGAAUUAGAAUGGAUGCAUCUCAUCAGAAGGAACAUUGUCGCUAUGCAAUGACCUCCCAUUUUGGUGACAGACUGCAGCUAAUAUUGCCUAUGCAGCUAAGGGCACUACGCUGUAGCAAUAGGGGUUUCAAUGAUGUUUCAUUUUCAUUUGCUAGCUGCUGCCUGCGUGUCUUGGAACUUAAGGAGGCCUACAUACAAAAGCUACCUGAUUCUAUCUAUCAGUUGAGGCAGUUGAGGUAUCUUAAUCUAUCAGGCUGCUAUCGACUAGUGACUCUACAAGAAACAUUUGGAGAUCUAAUAAAUUUGGUGCAUAUAGAUUUAUCAGGCUGCUCAGGACUAGUAAAACUGCCGCAAUCAUUGGGGAAGCUGAUAAAUUUGGUGCAUAUCGACAUUUCAAGCUGCUCAAGACUUGUAAAGCUGCCGCCAUCACUUGGGAGGCUAAUAAAUUUGGUUCAUAUCAACUUUUCAGACUGCUGUGGACUAGUUAACCUACCGGAAUCAUUUGGGGAUCUAAUAAAUUUGUCGCAUGUGGAUUUAUCAGGAUGCUCUCAACUCGAAAAUAUACUGGAACUGUUUGGAAAUCUAAAAAAGGUUGUGUAUCUGGAUUUAUCAUUCUGGUCUUGUUUAAAAGGAAUCCCAGUUCUCGGUGGCCUAACAAAUCUCCAGCAUUUGAACUUAUCACACCCUUGUUGUUACCUUGCUGAACACUCAUCCCAUCUUGAAGGACUGCCAGGUGUUUUGGGCAAGCUCACCGAACUCCAAUAUUUAAACUUAUCAAUGCUACUGAAUCCUAUCUUCUACUACAAGUCAGCAAACCAACGCUGUGAAUACAUUCAGUCAUGUCUUAAUGGCCUACAUAAUUUGAAGCAUCUGGAUUUGUCUCAUAACAUAUUUCUUUCUGAGAUACCUGAAAGUAUAGGUUAUCUGAAGAAGCUGCAUACACUGGACCUCUUGGGCUGUGCUAGACUAAAGAUAGCAGCGAAAUGGAUGGAUGAAAACAAAUGUAUGAAAUUGAUUGUUGGGAGGAGCUGCCCAGGUCCUGAAAGUUACCAGUUUGUGGUUACCUCUCGUGAUGGAGCAUAUGGAAGCAGCAACCUUGUUGAGCUGGGUGGUGUGGAUUGCGAGCACCUCGAGAUAAGUUGUCUUGAAAAGGUCAAGUCAAAAGUGGAAGCCCAGAGAAUCAGAUUGGCAGACAAGCAAAGGCUCCGACAGUUGAAACUUUGUUGGACUGUGGGCGCUCAAGGAUCUGUGAAGGACAGUGCUUUGUUAGGAGAACUAGUGCCACCACAUAAUCUGCAGUGCCUUGAGAUACAUGGUUAUAACAGCAAAACUUGCCACCCAGCCUGGAUGUUGAGCGUCUCUUCUGCUCUCACGAAUCUUGCAGAGGUUACCAUGGAGGAUUUUCCAAGGUGCAGCCGCCUACCACCACUAGGUCUGUUACCGAACCUGCAACGUCUGGUUCUCAGAAAAAUGACCAGCAUCACCAGAAUUGACGCCCAUGAUUUCUUUGAUGGUAACAGAUCACAAUCCUCUCAACUCUCCAAGGUUACCCUAGAUGGAAUGGAACACCUGGAAGAGUUUAUGUUCCCGGCCAUUGAUGAAUUGGUGAUUCACAAAUGCCCCAAGUUGAGCUUUGGACCAAUCCCGCCUAGAGCUCGAAAGUUGCUGAUAUCAGAUUGCGACCAAGUGAUGUCUUCAUUGGGGAACAAAGAAGGACAUGGUGUGGAGGGUCCUUCUACUCCAGUAACUGAAUUGGUAGUCGAGAGGUGCAUGGUGCCUCUAUGUGACUGGAGUUUGCUUCACAAUCUCCCUGGCCUCCGUAGCUUAACUAUCAAGAGUUGCUACAAUCUAACCAGUUCACUAGAGGGUAUGAAGGUCCUAUCCUCUAUCGAGAAACUGUGUUUCUCUCAUUGCGACGGCAUGCGAUUACUACCUGGGUACUUGGGUGAACUCAAGUCUCUCCAGCAGCUGAAGAUCGAGUCUUGCAAACAGCUAUACUAUUUGCCGAGCAUACAUAAACUCACCAACCUGAAGCUGAAGGAUGUGCAUAUUUCAGACUGCCCCAAAUUGGAGAAGUGGUGUGAAUUAGAGGAAAACAAUGAGAAGUUUGCUCACUUACUACGAAAAUCGGAGGUCCCUAGGCCAUUGCCGCAGAAUGACUGCUGGUUCAUCGAGACCCCAUUUAACGGGGAAUAUCCAUGGUCUUCAGGUUCUUCAGAGAAUGACUUCAAGCACGUAAGGUCUGAAGAUGAAGCUUCCACGUCAUGAAAAGGUAAAAGGUUUCUUACAUGCCCAUGUAGUCUGGUCUUACGGAAGAGGCUAUCGGGCUGAUCCUUCACUGUGGCUAGAGGCUUAACGGUCGUAGAAGGAAAUCUCAUGUUUAUCUGAGGAGUAGUUCCAGUUGACAGAUAUCUGUUACUCAACUUUUUGUUUAUCUACGUGUUCUGCCUUCGGUUGUUCUCCGUGAA
This is a messenger RNA of Lolium rigidum, 4103 nucleotides long. Its product is annotated as disease resistance protein RGA2-like. The transcript has 5 exons. Bases 94 to 3903 code for a protein of 1269 amino acids. Gene Ontology annotation, biological process: defense response to fungus. Gene Ontology annotation, molecular function: protein binding; ADP binding. The record is from RefSeq and is a predicted model, not a curated record. NCBI's taxonomy places the organism in Eukaryota, Viridiplantae, Streptophyta, Magnoliopsida, Poales, Poaceae.